CAGGAAGUGACGAGGGCAAUAAAAGGAUUGGGAGGAAUGUUGUUGACAUGCAAGAAGCAGCCUGUUAUAUCGUAUAUCUUACGUGUCAUAUCUGUGAGCGUUAAGUAAAAGAUAAGCUGUUCUCCUAUAAACCAAACGUGGUAAGUUCAGCUGGUCAUUGUUGCAUUUUGUCGGGAUAGUUAUCUGUUUGGUUGCCGGAGCAGUCCAAAAUGGACGACAGCAAGAUGGUGGGCGGCAAAGUGAAGAAGCCGGGCAAGCGUGGACGUAAGCCGGCCAAAAUCGACCUGAAAGCCAAGCUGGAGCGGAGCAGGCAGAGCGCACGGGAGUGCCGGGCCCGCAAGAAGCUGCGCUACCAGUAUUUGGAAGAGCUGGUGUCCAGUAAAGAGAGGGCCAUCUGUGCGCUGCGGGAGGAACUGGAGAUGUACAAGCAGUGGUGCUCUGCGAUGGACCAGGGGAAGAUCCCAUCCGAAAUCAAGGCCUUGCUGACGGGAGAUGAGCAGAAGACGUCCCAAAGCACCAGCAAGCCUCCUAAGAAUGGAAAGGGUCACACAGCCAGUAAUGGGCAGAGUAAGCUGGUUUAGGGUGGACAAGUGUAAGCAAAAGCCUUUGAGGUGACAGUGAAAACUCUGCCUUUGCGUGUGUUUUUCACAGUAGUCUCUUUUGCACUGUAGAGUUUGUAUAUUGCACAGGUUUCUGUUACGAUAUUUGUAGGAGCUGGAUGUAAGUUGACUAGUCAGUUAAAGCUGCGUUGUUCGAAAUUACUGAUAUAAAAGAGUGGGCAUGCGAUAAUGAAGGUACUUUGUAAAGAUGUGUAAAUUUACUGUUAGCCUGUUUUUUUACCUUAUGUUUUCUCUAUCACUGUGUGCAUUUGUAUGCUAAUAAGGCUUCUGUAUCAUAGAAAUGAUAAUUUUUUAUGUGGAAGGCAGACUAAAUCUGCUAACGGAUGCUAUAUUUUGCUAUUAUGAGUAGACAACUCUAGCUAUAUUCCUGUUAGGAAUGAAAACCUUUCGCCGUAGUGUGGUCCAUACUCUGGAAAACUUUGUGGAAGCUGUUUUAUAAAUGAUGUGUGUAAGGUUUUAAAUCAGUGGUGACCUAGUUUGUCCAGAUGUCCAUUCUUGCUGAGUAGGUGUGGAAGCAGAACUUAUUUUUGUAAAGGCCUAGGAGGUACGUGAGCAGCAGACAUGCUUUUUUUAAUUAGACUCACUGAAAGGAAGUCUCUCUUCAGUGUGUGUGUGGUGGGGGGCAGUCGAGCGUGUGUGAAGUCUGAAAUCCAGGCCUCUGGUACACAUGCGGAUCAAUGACGAACGCACAAAUGCACCUAGAGAAGGCAGGCCCGCUCUGUAGAGGAGGAAUGACCAGAGACGGCCAGCCACACUUCUGUCACCUUAAUGCGGGCGCGGCCGCUGGCCCAGGGCUCCAGCCUCUCGUCCUCGUGACUCCCCCACUUCACGCAAGUAUGGACUAUUGUCCUUUUCUGAGAUGCUCCUUUACUGGCACAAGGACGAGAGGUCAAUUUGUUUUUUUGUUUUUUUUUUUAGAAAAAAAAUACACUUUGUGAUGAUCCACUUGCUUGAGUGCCAAAAGAGAUAUGUCCAAGAACUGAAGACCACACUGAGUUAACAAAGAAAAUGGGUAAUAACUGUGAUCGACGCUGACAUUUUUUUUUCCUAGCCUUUGUUUUUGUGUUAUGUAUGUUAUUAUGUUACUAUAAAUUGCACUAAAAGAGUUUUGUUAACGUUUCCCUCCAUCUGAUUUCAUGUAUGUAUAUAUCUGUACAAAUGAGCUCACUGUUAACCUUCCAAGGACAGAGAGGCUUGAUGGAAAGGCAUUGUGAUCGUACUAUACAAAAAGGAGCUUUAAUCAUGACCGAACGUUCCCUGUGUUUCAUUAUGUGUAUGUGCUCUCACAACACAGCUAAAAGCUAUGUGCUGUACUGUGCACACUAAACCUUUUCACGUUAGCUAUAGACGAACCAUAACAUUUUGGAAAAAAAAAGUUAAGCCUCUGGUUACCUUGUAGCCAGUAUAAGAUUUUGUUGUUCAUCAGCGUUGUAUUUGUAAUUAAAAAUGAUGGAGAGAGAGAGAGGGAUCAGCUGGGAUCCAAAAGGAAGGGUGAAGACACUUCUUGCACCUAUUUUCUGUGGUAAUAAGUGGCAAUAACUACUAAGCUGCAUGGGGCCUGAAGAAAGGGAGCAGCUGUCAGUUGGCAUUUCUUUCUUUUGGUUUCGUCAUGCUUGUCUGUUCAAAAAUCCCCCAGAUUUGAUGGUAUUUAUUUAUUUCCUCUUAUGAGAACUGAACAGACGUUAAAACUAUGUUUUAAAAACGGGGUUCUCGUACUAUAUGGGGUAAUGGGGAAAUGCCAAAGUGUCCUUGAAGGAUUGUGUGUGCGUGUUGCCGUUAUGUUUGUACUCCAAAAGGUUUCACUCUUGCUGUCUCAUAUUGUUUUAUCUUGCUGUGUCUUUUUGGCCCUUUUUUGAAGUGAUUGAUAUCUAAGGGCAUUUUCUGGUCCCCCAAUUCUAUUUUUUUUGACUGAUUAAUUUAAUUGUAUCGCUGAGUUUGGACUCUACAGUUAAAUUUAUGUAUAUUUAUUUACAUCCCCUUAAGAAGUUCAUGUUGUAUGUUGUUUGUGAUCACAUUCUUAAAAAAUAAACCAUUAAGAAACCAUUUUAAA
Messenger RNA from Paramormyrops kingsleyae, 2670 nucleotides. It is a transcript of the gene crebl2, whose product is annotated as cAMP responsive element binding protein-like 2. Lineage: Eukaryota; Metazoa; Chordata; Actinopteri; Osteoglossiformes; Mormyridae. Gene Ontology annotation, molecular function: DNA-binding transcription factor activity. Gene Ontology annotation, cellular component: nucleus. The record is from RefSeq and is a predicted model, not a curated record. Gene Ontology annotation, biological process: regulation of DNA-templated transcription.